Medioppia subpectinata is the source of this 942-nucleotide messenger RNA. NCBI's taxonomy places the organism in Eukaryota, Metazoa, Arthropoda, Arachnida, Sarcoptiformes, Oppiidae. The record is from the annotation of a GenBank genome assembly.
AUGUUCUACUAUAUGGAUAAUCCACAAUUCAAUUGCGGCACAGGCCACGUAUAUAAAGAGAGUCUAUUGUUUUUGUCAGGCAAAGCGUUUGGUGAUGAGCAAUGGAAACCUUGGCCUAAAUGCGGCAACUCAACAAUCGAAAAGAAAAUAAUGAACGGUGUAGCUGCCGAAAAGGGCGAAUGGCCCUGGAUGGUUCGCCUUCUAUCAUGUAACACUAUUAAUAAAGACUGUACGGAUUGUGGUGGUUCGUUAAUUAGCGAUGAGUGGGUACUGACGGCCGCCCACUGUGCUAAGAAUUUUACUAACCGAAUCAAAUACGAUGACAUUACUGUUUAUCUCGGUGAUUAUGACAGUCGAGUUUACGAUAAAAACGAAUUGAAACGGUCAAUCAUAGAGAGUAUCAUUCACGAAGAUUAUGAAAAGAAUGGAUAUCUAUCCGAUGAUAUCGCUCUUCUGAAAUUAAACGCACCAUUAUAUCUAGAUGGCAUUCAUGAUUAUCUGGAGCCUAUAUGCCUGAGUAACACAACAGAACUUGUUAAAUCUAAAUGCGUGGCUACCGGUUGGGGAAUAACCACUGAAGCGUAUAACCCAUACAUACUGCAAAAAGCUGAAUUGCCAAUUGUGGACGAUAACGUUUGUGUUGAUAAAUAUAAAGAUAGCCCAUAUCGACCCAAUAAGCAAUUGUGCGCAGGAAUUCUUAACCAAAAAAACAGUACCUGUAGUGGGGACAGUGGCGGACCUCUCAACUGCAAACUCGGCUUAAAUGGUCCCUGGAUGGUGACUGGUAUUGCUUCAUAUGGUAACAAAGAUGCAUUUGGAAGGUGCGUAUCGCCACCUAGCGUUUUUACCCGGGUGUCCGCUUAUUUACCAUGGAUUGAGAAGAUUAUGAAGAAGUAUUCUACUGAGAAACCAAAAUUCAAUUAUGUUUAUCCAAUCGAAUAA